AUGGAAGUGGCAUCCUACUUCCCAACUGCCGGGCCCGCGUCCUGCCCCGGGGGCCCAGUGCGAACGCUCUCCAUCGAUUUGCCCAGUGGGCAUGCCUCAAGGCCGUCGCGCCGCAGCAAGCAAGGCGUGGCAGAGGCAUUCCUGCAGCGUUUGCAUGAGAAGGGGGACGUGGAGCUAACAGAGCACCUGGUGGAGACUGUGUGCCAGCACUUCGAGCGGCUGCCCACGCGGUAUGCUCUCGACGUCAACAUAGAGAGCCUCGAUGUCCUCAGUCAUAAGCGCCUGCUCGAGGAGGCGCGCGCGGACCCGGCCACGGUGUCGUUCGCCGUGCGCCCCGUCGAGGUGCUGCACGUGCUGCGCGACGCCGACAACCUGCCGUCGCCGGCCUUCCCCGAGCCCUCCCCGCGGCGGGGCCACCCGGUGCCGCCAUCCGCGCGGUCCCGGCCGCUGCCCAAGCCGGCGUUCGGCUCCUCGCCAAACUUGCAGGCUUUGGCCUUGGAGGUGGGCGAGCAGCGGCAGGACGCGUCGCACGCGUCCCUGGAGGGCGCCAGCAUGGCGGGGGAGGCCGGUGCCCCGGACAGCACCUUUUACGAGGUCACCAUCGCCACCGUGGACCAGCCCAAGCUGCUCAGCCGCCUGUCGGACGCGAUGGGCGACCUCGGUUUGAACAUUCGGGAGGCGCACGUGUUCAACACCGCGGACGGCUUUGCCCUGGACGUCUUUGUGGUGGACGGCUGGAGCGGGGAGGUGGGCGAGAGCUUAGAGGAGCAGCUCGGCCAGCGGCUGCUGCGCAUGCCGCCGCCCUUCGUCCCCGACCGCCAGCGCAGCGGCCACCUCAGCAGCAGCGGCGCCGGCAGCGGGCCCCCGUCCGGCCCCUACGGCGCCGCGGGCGGGUGGGGCGGCGGCGCGCUGCCCUCGGACCCGCCGCCGGCGGGGUUCCACAGCGGCGGCGGGCUCGCGGGGCCGAGCGGCGGCGGGCUGGGGCCCGCGGCGUGGAACGUCAGCAUGCCAGGCGGUUCGCCGGCGCCUGAUGAUUGGGAGAUUGAUAUCAAUCAGCUGCACAUAGACUCGAAGGUCGCAGUCGGGUCGUUCAGCAAUCUGUACAAGGGGUUCUACUGCGGGCAGGAGGUGGCUGUGAAGAUACUCAAGGACCUGGGCGACGACGCGGCGCAGUACAACGAAUUCCUGCAGGAGGUGGCCAUAAUGCGCAAGGUGCGCCACAAGAAUGUGGUGCAGUUCAUCGGCGCCUGCACCCGCAAGCCCAACCUGUGCAUCGUGUUUGAGUACAUGAGCCACGGCUCGGUGUACGACUGGGUGCGGCGGGAGGGGCCGCUGAAGCUGAGCCAGGUGCUCAAGGUGGGGCUGGAGGUGUCGCGGGGCAUGGACUACCUGCACCAGCGGAAGAUCAUACACCGUGAUCUGAAGGCGGCCAACCUGCUGCUGGACGACAAUGGGACGGUCAAGAUCGCUGACUUUGGGGUGGCGCGCAUCAUAGAGACCAGCGGCCACAUGACCGCGGAGACGGGGACCUACAGGGCCGGAAUGGCGGCGCCGGCGGCCCCAGGAAGCCAGAGCUGA
Molecule: messenger RNA, 1578 nt
Organism: Monoraphidium neglectum
Lineage: Eukaryota; Viridiplantae; Chlorophyta; Chlorophyceae; Sphaeropleales; Selenastraceae
Product: Serine/threonine-protein kinase CTR1
Exons: 9
Coding region: 1-1578 (525 amino acids)
Biological process (GO): protein phosphorylation
Molecular function (GO): protein kinase activity; ATP binding
Source: RefSeq, a predicted model, not a curated record